AUGUUAAGAAUCGUAUAUGUGAAGAAAGAAGACACGAUGUGGGAAUCUGCGAAUACAACAGCGACAAAUCUUAAUGCUCAUAAUUCUCAACUAUCAUUUUAUGAAUAUCCACCGGAAAAACCAUUUACUAAUUCCAUUUAUCAACCAUUGCGAUCUUCAACUACUUUAUCAAGAACAGUCACAUUGCCUGAGUCUAAUCGUGAUCAAUUGUUGACAGCAUUACAAUCUUUGACAUUGAAAAUCAAGACGCUUGAAAAUGAACGAGAGAGAGCCGAAUCCAAUCUUCGUCAAAUUACGAACGAUAUUCAUCGAUCUCGAACGCACCAUAAACUUCCCGAGAAUAUUUCAGACAAACGAGCAAACAAACUGAAACAAGAGCUUCAUUCACCUCAAGAUUUACCAUGUAGAAAUGCAUUUACCACAAACGAAGAACGUUCUCGAAAAUCUCGAUUAGGAACUCGACGAAAGAAACGAUCGUCUCAGGAACAUCAUAGUUGUGAACCAACAAAUACUGACGCGCGACAUUUCCAUUUGGACAUGAAUUCAGUACCAUUCAUUCUUGGUGCAUCAACAUCACCAAGUCACAAUGUCAAAUCCAAUGUACAAAAUGUUAUUGCUUUACUAAAGAAUCAUAAUCAUCAAUUAUGUCUCUCAUCGAAAGAAUAUUCAGAUCUUCAUCAUACGAAUGGGAGAAGUGAUUUAUCUCCACAUACGAUUCUUUAUCUUGAUCAUUAUAAUAAAUCAUCCCGCACACGUCCUUCAUCAGCGUCACCGAUUCGCGCUGUCCGUCGUUCAGUCACAACAUCACCAUCUGAACGUCCACAUAGAUCAGCAUUGUCCGAAAAACAAUGUCAUUCACGUAUAAAACGUCUUCGUCAAGAAUUCGCCACGCUCGCACGUGAACAUACAACUAUAAGCACAUCUCGAAACAAUUCACGAGAAUUAGAGAUUCUCAAUCUUCGCAUGGAAUUGAUUCUUGAUGAAUUGGAACGUUUACAACGACUAUUGAAACUUUCGGUAAGAAAAACACAAUCAGACAAAAUUGAAACGCCAUUAGAAACAUUGAGAAAAACGAAAUUGUUACAAACAAUUCUCAAAGAUCCAUCGAAUAACCAACAUUAUCAAGGACAUUCUCGUCGCAGUCGACCGAAAUCCAAUGAUUAA
Adineta ricciae is the source of this 1164-nucleotide messenger RNA. Lineage: Eukaryota; Metazoa; Rotifera; Eurotatoria; Adinetida; Adinetidae. The record is from the annotation of a GenBank genome assembly.